Messenger RNA from Polyodon spathula (Mississippi paddlefish), 5628 nucleotides. It is a transcript of the gene golga2, whose product is annotated as golgin A2. The record is from RefSeq and is a predicted model, not a curated record. Gene Ontology annotation, cellular component: cis-Golgi network; Golgi cisterna membrane; Golgi cis cisterna. The coding region runs from base 68 to 3247 and encodes 1059 amino acids. Gene Ontology annotation, biological process: Golgi organization. Gene Ontology annotation, molecular function: protein binding. The transcript is spliced from 29 exons. NCBI's taxonomy places the organism in Eukaryota, Metazoa, Chordata, Actinopteri, Acipenseriformes, Polyodontidae.
GUUUCUGAAAUAGCUCUGCAGACCUCUUAUUGAUGACGUGGGCCGUUUACGUCCAGGUUGAUACAGAAUGGCUGACGAGAACAGGCAAACCAAACUAGCAGCUGCAAAGAAAAAGCUAAAGGAGUAUCAGCAGAAAACCACCCCAUUAUCAAAUGCAGGGAUCAAGAAAAAGAGGAAGGUGCGAGACGAGAGCCGUCCAGACACCCCCUCCAAUGACAGACACUCUCCUGAUAACAUUCAGAACAUUCUGAAGGUGUUGGUGUCUGAUCUCUGUCUCUCUAAUGGGGUAACACUACCUCCAUUGGAUGAAGGCCAGGCCUACACUGAUGGUGAAGUGGACAGCCCCCCCAGUGGACAGCUGGCUAAGGACAUGCCUGCUGUGUUGAUUCACUCUUCCAUUGUGUCUAACAGCAGCAGCAGCACUAGUGCUACUAACUCUGAGUGUGUAACCUCGUUGCUUCACAGUGAACUCACCUUGCAGAACCCCAGUGCAAACUGCAAUGAAAACUUUCAGGAUGAAAGCAGGCCUCCUGUCUCAUCCACGGAAAGCCUGCGGCAGCUCUCCCAGCAGCUGAAUGGCCUGCUGUCUGAAUCAUCUUCAUCCUAUGUCAACGGGGAUAGUGCAAUAACUGCCAAUGAAAAGGCGCUGGAGACACGAAACCAGGAGCUGGCAGCUGCCCUAGACUCCAGCAAUCUAACAAACACACAACUCAGUACAAAGAUAAAUGAACUGAAGCAGCAAUCCCAGGAACUCACAGACCAAAUGCAGAAGGCACAUAAGGAAUUUGAACAGAAGUUCUUAAAAGAGCAGGGAGCUAUGCGUGAGCAGCUGCAGGUUCAUAUCCAGACGAUUGGAAUCCUGGUGUCUGAGAAAUCAGAGCUACAAACAGCACUUUCCCACACACAGCAGGCUGCAAGGCAGAAAGCAGUGGAGGCAGAGGAACUUGGCAACAGGCUUCAGUCGACCAGACAACGAAUGGGAGAGCUGGAAAGAACCCUGUCCUCUGUGUCCACGCAGCAGAAACAGUUUGAAAAGCAUAAUAAAGAACUGGAAAAGGAACGGGACAGCCUUAAGCUUGAAGUUUACAGAUUGAAUAAAGUGAGCGAGGAUGUUAAACAGGAGAGUUCAGAGCUGUCAGAGCAGCUGCGAUUGAGAGUGAGUGAAAACUCUGCCAUGAAACUGGACAUUGAGGACUUGCGCAAAAAGCUGGAGAUGGCUGAUCUCAUGAUCCAGCAGUUCUCUAACCAGUCAGGACCUACAGAUGCCAACCAUCAACUUCAUAUGGUGAUGGAGGAGAAGCUGAAGCUUGAGGCACAGCUGGGACAGGUGAUGGAAUCCAUACAGCAGCUUAAAGCAGAGAGAGAUCAGUAUGCAGCACAGCUAAAAGAGGGGGGUAACACCUGGAAGGAGAGGGUGGAGCAGCUGGUUGGUCAGGUGAACAUACUUUCAGAGGAGAGGGAGAAGAGCCUGGUCAAGACCCAAGAGCUAGAAGCUUUAGUUACAGAGUUGCAGAACACCCCUGCCCAGGUGUCCCAAGAGAGUGUGCCCCAGGCUGCCCCUCAACCCGAGGGACCUACUGAGAGUGAGUCUGCUCUGCAGGAGGCUGUGAACUUACUGCAGCAGGAGAAGGAAGCCAUUGGCAACCAACUCCGUGCCCAGGUACGAGACAACGAGCAGCUGAGCCGACUGUGUCAGGAGAAGGAGGAGCACAUGCUGGAGCUGGAAUGCAUGGUUCAGCGCUUCAAUGACAGCUCAGUGGACCAUCAGCAGAUCCUGGAGGACAUGCAGAGCGACAAGGCCACCAUCAGUCGGGCCCUGGCACAGAACAGAGAGCUCAAAGAGCAGCUAGCGGAGUUGCAAAAUGGAUUUGUCAAACUGACCAAUGAGAACAUGGAGCUGGCCAGUGGGCUGCAGUCGGAGCAGCAUGUCAAGAAGGAAAUGGCCAAGAAGAUGGGGCAGCUGCAGGAGGAUCUGCACCAAGUGAAGGAACAGAUGGAAGUCAAAGUGCAGGAGGCCACAACUCUCCUGGAGCAGAGGGAUCAGUACUUAACACACCUGCAGCAGUACACAGCCGCAUACCAGCAGAUGGUAGUUGAGAGAGAGGAAUUGCACAAACAGUACCUGCUUCAGACACAGCUGAUGGACCGGCUGCAGCAUGAAGAAGUCCAGGGCAAGGUGCAGCUGCAGGUCACCCAGAAAGAGCUGAAUCAGGCCAAGGAGAACCUGAGCCAAUUGUUUAAAGAGAAUGAGGAAUUGAAAGCAGAGGUCCAAGAACUACAUGCAAAUACAGAGCUCAGCACAUUGCCAAGAGAUCAAGGUGAUGGUGUUGAGAGUAAAGCUUUACCUGAAGGAUUUGAGAAAAUGCCUAUUGCAAUCCCCGAAGACUUCGAGAGCAAGGAAGAAAUGGCUGCCUUCCUGAAGUCUGCCCUGUCUCGGCUGGAGAAUGAGAGAGAUGAAAUAAGCCAACAGUAUGGUGAGCUGAAACGGCAGCACCAGGCUGUCAUCCAGCAGAUGACAUCGCUAAGGAGCGAGCAUCAGCAUCACACUAUAGCCUCUGCAGGCUCAGGUGUGGAUGGAGUUCCAGUGGAGGUACAUGAAGCACUGAGAGCAGCAAUGGAAAAACUGCAGUCUCGAUUCACAGCGCUGAUGCAGGAGAAGGUAGACCUGAAGGAGAGAGUGGAGGAGCUAGAGCAUCGCUGUAUACAGCUUUCAGGAGAAACAGACACAAUAGGGGAGUACAUCGCCCUGUAUCAGAAUCAGAGAGCCAUCAUGAAGCAGAGGAACACCGAGAAGGAGGAGUAUAUCAGUAUGCUGGCCAAGGACAAAGAAGAGAUGAAGGUGAAGCUUGGGGAGUUACAAGAUCUGGUGAUGCGGUUGGUUGGCGAGAGGAACGAAUGGUACAGCAAAUACGUCAGUUCAGUACAAAACCUGGAUGUGGUUGCCAGCAACGUAGAGCCCAGUGUCCCUGCUGAGAGGCGCAUCGAGCUAAAUGCCACUGACGGAGAAGAAAUGCCGGAAGUAAGUUUGUCAGAUGAGGUGGCUGGAGGCAAGUCGGAGCAGAGUGCAGCCCCCCAGGAGGGGAAGCCCGGACACCAGGAAGACAGGACUACCCGUCAGAUCAUGCAGCUGCUGCAGGAGAUCCAGAACCCUCAGGCCCGGCCCAGCUCCUUCUUCGGGGAGAACCCCUGCAUCCCCUUCUUCUACCGGGCUGAUGACAACGACGAGGUUAAAAUCACAAUCGUCUGAGCUGAAAAUGUCUGCAGUUUGCAUAGCAGUGGAGGAACCCAACAAACUCAAAUAACACUGCAGGCAACAACAAAAACAUGCUCACUGUUGUCUGAAUCCUUUCUGACUGUUUCAUAACUUGGGUGGUUUUGUUGUUUUACACCAAUGAAUUAUACCAUUUUCUGAUUUCUGCCAUUAAAGUUUUAGCUCUGUGCCAUCAGUUUUAAAGAAGCUUUUCAAGAAAAGGCAAAAAUUGCAGCUAUUCCCAGCAAGAUGAUAAACCUGAUUUAAAAUGUUUUUAUGUGCAGCGUUCUACAUUCUUCAGGAGACGUAAAAUAGAACAAAUAAGUUAUCAAAUUGUGCACAAUGGCAGUAUGAAAAGCGGUGUUCUCGGAAUAGGAAUCCUUAAAAAUGACCCCAAAACACUGCUAAGGCUUCCAUGUUUUACUAUAUUUUUUCUGCAGCUUGGUAUUGGUGAAUUGCAAAGUCAUGAACCCUCCGUUCUAUUCAAGCACUAUGUAUUUGGACUGGGAAAUUCAUAUCACUACAAACUACAGCUGGACUACAAUAGUCUCAGAAUAGGAACCAUAAACACUGGCUUAUGACUACUGUCAAUAUCUGCCUGUUGACAUGAUAGUUGUCCAGAAUUUAGAAUUAUAUCUUGCACAUUUAAAAACAUAAAUAAAUAAAUAAAUAUGCUGAUUACUGAAACUUAAACAUAAAUGACUGGGACCUGAAAUAGCAAAAUAACUAAGAUUGUCCUGCACGUAAUUCUGCAGGUUACUUCGGGGUUCAUUGGUUCCUUGCUUGCAGACAAAUUGACGUGUUAUUAGGAUAUAAGAAAUGCACUUUGUACUAAUGAAGAGGUCCACCAUAAAUAGUUUGUGUUUGAAAGAUUUAUUUAAAGGAUUGUUGAAUAAAAAGAAAGGUUGUAUAGCAAGAAUAUUUCCUUCUUGUUUUUUGUGUUUUAAAAAAAAUCUAGGGUAACAAACAUGAAACCUUUUAAAUUGUAAUAAACUUUUUGAUGGGGCAGGGUGCAUAAACUAUGAACUUGGGUGAGAAGAAUGACGACACUACAGGUCAGAGGUGGCUGGUGACAAGAAAGAUUCAAUUUUGAACAAUGAGGAGACUGUGGGCAGCACACUUUGCUCUUGUUUUAUUCAUUGAUGUAAUGAAUUAUGAACUCUAAUGAAGAAAUUUGAGUGUUUUAAUAUGGCAUUUAAAGAUGGGAUUACCCAGAUGAAUACUCAGAUUUUGUAUGAUUUAUGAGUAGAAUCAAUUGUCACUGGUCUUACACUGGUCACUGGUCAAGGCAAUCUUAAAAGAGGUACAGCAUUUUAUUUAAAAGCCUUUGUUGCCUAUACUGUUUUAAAUACUACACUAUUUAAAAGUAUGAUCACAUUUUUGGUACCUCUUUUAAAAAAUAUGUACUGUGUGGAUAUCGAAAUCAUUUAAACUUUAGAAUUCACGAUUUCGGUAGUGUUUGAGAAAAGUCUAAAGAAAAGUGAUGCAAGUGUAGUGAAAAAGAAAAUGUAACUUCUGUUCUGACAAUGCAGAUCUUGUGUCAGGUAUUGGGUAAGAUUUAAUUUACCCAGUACUUGACUUCAACAGCAGACGAUGAAGAGAGUAACAGAUAAUGGGGGUUGGCGUAGCACUCAGUGCUGCUUUACUGUGUCAUCUGAGUCAUCUUCCAGAUUAUCUUUAUUUUAUAGACUCUCAGUUACUCCAAACAAGACUGUAUUUUGCAAUAUAAAAAAUUAUGGGUUCUCCAGCCUCUGAUCUUAGGGUGCGAUUAAGGAAAUGGGUUUAAACCUUGUUUCCACAAGGCACCCAGUAUUCCUGUAAUGCUCCCAACUGCAAUUAAUUUUUUGGUGGCUGAAAAGAUUUAAGGUGCCAUCACAAAAUUCAAAUGGACUAAAUUGUUUGAGGGUCUAAGAUUUGAGACCUCUGUUCCAAAACUUAGGAAUUUAACUGGCUGUAUUAAAUACAUGUGUGUAAGAAGUGAUGCAACUGGAUCCUUGCCCUAGUUCUGUUAUUAAAAUGAUUGGGAAAGGAUGUCUUCUCUAAAGAAUUCUGUAAAUACUGUAUCUGUGUAACAUAUUGUAUAUUCAUUGAGUAGUAGUAAAAAAAAAAAAAAAAAAAAAAAAGUUUGCAUCCUUUCCUGCUGCUGUGGCAUUACUUACUUGUAAAUCUAAUGAUAGGUGGGUGGGGAUGUGAUUUAAUAUUGAGGGUUACUCAUAUUUAUUUGCAAUAAAUAUACGCAUCAGUUUUAAAAGAAUGUGAAGAGAAACGCAAUAAUAUGGAAAAAGCAAUUGUCUGCUGUAUUUCUGAAGUGAUUAAUCCUGUUUAGAGUUAAUUUUCUGAAUAAAACUGAUCCAGCAAAUCUGUUAAAUCUGAGGUGU